UUAAGUGAAGAGUGAACUCUGUCACUUUCUGAGAUAAAGGCAAAAUAAUCACAAAUGGUGCACUGUAAAUAAUUAAAAUGGAUGAUAGAGUUAAAAAUACAAGCAUUCAAGAGAUUUUCCACAAGAUGGAUUAUGGGGAAAGCUACGAAAAAGUGGAUGAGGCUAUUGAGUGGAUAAAGAAUAAGGAGAGCUCAUUUUUUGCUAACAUAGAAAAAAGCACUGAAUCUGUAAAUGGAACGAAGGUGGAAUUAAAAAACCGUAUUAACGAAGAAAUGCUUUGUGCACAAUAUGUUCCAGAGGCAGAAACAGUAAAGAAAAUUCUAUCAAAAAGCAAUGGCAAAGUCAAGUGGAUCGACAUUAGUGCAUUUCAAAGAACAACAUUGUUAAAUAAGUUAGCAGCGGAGAUAGAAAAAAGUGCAGGCGUGCUAUCUCAACUAGAAAUUGUCUGCCGAGGAAUUUUGGGCAGAGAUACAAGAAGUAACGCAAUACUGCUUUUAGCUCAGUAUUUUUACUACUAUUCGAAUUUUGCUAUGAAGUACGGUCAUGAAAACCCCAAUUGGAAACCUGAAGGUGUAGCUGUUGGGGUAAUUUCGAAUGAAAACGUGUUAUCAAAUCUGGGGCUAAUUUUAGCUCCUGCGUUAGCUUCUGGAUACAAUGUGGUUUUACAAGUAGGCACCGCUCUGUUUCCUACAGUAGCUUUCAUAAUCGAACUCGCAAAAAAAGUAGGAAUACCUGAACAAGUUAUAAGACUAAUACCGUCUGACGACGGAGACCUCCAGCCAUAUUUAAGUAGCGAAAAUGUGUCCCUGCUUGCCUUGCUUGUAGACUUGAAUAACGAAAAGUACGUGGGAAGCAACAUUUUGAACAAGAAAAUUUUGAACUUAUCUUCCAACAAAAUACCUGUAAUUAUUUUUGAUAACGCUGAUUUGGACUCUGCCUGUACGAGUAUUAUAGAUGCUGCGUGGGGAUAUCAGGGUUUGUUGCCUUGGUCAGUUAAUACUAUAAUAGUCCAAGAAAAUGUUGUUGACAAAUUCUUAAGUAAAUUGAAGACAGAAAUACACGCGACAAAGGUUGGCCUAGGUAACAAUAAAUUGGUUGAUAUUUCCUCCACCGGCGAGUCGUCUUUCAACAAACUCGACAAACUAAUCAAAUCGGCUAAGGAUCAAGGAAUAGAAGUGUUUCAAGCCACUGAAAACUUGAAGUCUUUCACUCCUACAUUGUUCGUGGGCGGGAAAGUUAGCACAAAUAGAGUUCUUAGUGCUGACGAAGACCAAGACGCGAACGUGGUUACAGUCAUCGCUUUCAGAUCGAUCGAUGAAGCUGUGAACUUGGCUAAUAAUUCCAGGCAGGGACUUGCGGCUUCCGUUUGGACGGAAAACGUAGGGAUCGUAAACGAAGUCGCUAAAAAAUUAAGAGUAAAUAACGUGUGGAUUAACAGCCACGGGUUAACCGCACCAGAAAUUGCUUUGUGUCCUGUGAAAGACAGCGGUACGGGGUAUUUCGGAGGUAAAGAGGGGUUCUACGAAUAUGUACAAGUGAAGAAAACCACGGAUUCGCCCACCACCUCGAACGCACCAACGAAAAUUAGCAGUUCCCAGGCCAGUUUUGUAAGUUUCGCUAAAAAAUCGCAAGAGAACUGGUCGAGGCUGUCGAAACUCAACAAGUCGAAGAUAUUUCAAAAGUUCGCCGAGUACGUAGAGUCCAAUAAAAAGGAAUUAGGUGCUUCGAUGACGAGCGUAUUCUUGGACGAGUGGAUCGCGGAAAUUUUCCAAUGCGUAACGGAAACGAACAACAGUAACACCACAACUCAGGCAGAUUACAACGUAGUGUCCGCUCGUGAGCCACGCGGCGUCAUUGCUAUCGAAAACGAGGUGGAAUACGAGUUGAAAAAUAUCCGAUUGAUUCUAACGGCUCUGUUCGAGGGCAACGCCGUCAUUCUCCUCACCAACUCCACGAAUUCCUUGACGUUGUACAACGAGCUAAGCACGAGGUUGCCGACAGCCGUCUUCACGGUUUUAAGUUAUAACUUGAACAACAUUCAAAUUAUAUCUGCGCAUAAAGAGCUGGGGGCAUAUUUCGGUGAAGGGGUUAAUGCCGUUUACAGCGCUCUACCUCUGAGAGAUUCUAAGAUUUAUACGAAUGUAAGCAAUAACUGGAACGAUGUUUAUAGGAAAGUAACGUUUUCAAAAAACGUCUGGUCAAACAUCGGGAAAUCGAGCACUUGCAAUUUGUCUACUUAUUGAUUUUUGUUGAUGAUAUUUUGUAUGUUACCGAAAAUAAAUGUUAUAUUUCUAA
Molecule: messenger RNA, 2295 nt
Organism: Anoplophora glabripennis (Asian longhorned beetle)
Lineage: Eukaryota; Metazoa; Arthropoda; Insecta; Coleoptera; Cerambycidae
Product: aldehyde dehydrogenase family 8 member A1
Exons: 9
Coding region: 78-2243 (721 amino acids)
Molecular function (GO): oxidoreductase activity, acting on the aldehyde or oxo group of donors, NAD or NADP as acceptor
Source: RefSeq, a predicted model, not a curated record